AUGGGGGACGAUCCGGGGAGGCUGUAUCGUUUGGAUGGAGUUGCUCAUAUCGCCAAGGUGAUCAACGACGAGAAGCGGUUUAUGUUUGCGGUUUACGUAUGCAAUUUUGGUAGUGGCUUACUAUAUCUUCUAUUUCAUGUGCCCCGGCGUUGCAUAUCGAGCAUGCGGCGGCAGCAGGGGAUGCAACUUGAUGAGAGGUACAUUCCGUACUUGCAGAUGGCCAGAUUAUAUCAUCUUGCACGACUGAACGACAGAUGGUUCCGAUUAGACGAGCCCUUUGUGAGUGUAUUCGUGGAGCGGUGGCGUCUGGAGACGCACACAUUUCACAUGCCGUUUGGAGAGUGCACGAUCACGCUUCAGGAUGUUGUGUACCAGUUGGGGUUGCCUGUGGACGGACAUUACGUCAGUGGUUGCCUGAUAGACUUCCACGUAUACAUACAGGGUGGCCGGCCAGCUUGGCAGUGGUUCCAGAAGUUGCUCGGUGUGUUACCUCCGGCGAACCAAAUUCAAAAGUUCGCAGUGAACUGCACCUGGUUCCAGGAGACAUUUGGAGAGUGCCCCGAGGAGGCCGAUGAGGAGACAGUGAGGCGCUUUGCCCGUGCCUAUAUCAUGAUGUUGUUGGGCACCCAGCUGUUUGCCGACAAAUCCGGAAAUCGUAUUCACAUCAGAUGGCUACCGUUCGUGGCUAGGCUUGAGGAGAUGAGUGGCUACAGCUGGGGGUCGGCGGCACUAGCAUGGUUGUACCGGUGCAUGUGCCGAUUGGCCAACAGACAUGUCGUGAAGUUAGCUGGACCGUUACAGUUACUUCGGUCCUGGAUCUUUUGGCGGUUUCCUAGAUUUAGGCCUGCUGGGUAUGAUGCGUUUAGCUGGCCCCUGGCCUCGAGGUGGUCAGGUUACAAUCUUAACGUUAGCGAGAAUGGACCUCAGUUUAUAUGGAUGCCCUAUAGCACACCCGACGUCCUUCAGGUUGUCCAUCCGGAGGUGCUGGAGCCUCGUCAUACGAUGUUAUGGCGGUGUGUGACGUCACUGAUAUAUUUUGCGGUGGUUGAGUGGCAUCAGGUUGAUAGGGUGUUACCGCAGUUCGGAGGCGUACAGCACUGGCAUCUUCACUGGGAGACACGUGCGGAUCACGUUCUACGGUUCGACGUUGUUGCUGAUCCGGGACCCUCACAUGACUUCUUGGACUGGUGGCAUCAGCACGGAAAGAGGUUCUUGUCACCUGAGAUGUACUUGGGGGAUUCGAGAGCCAUUCCUAUUCCGGUUGAGGCAAUACAGAGGGGUGCCGGCCGAGUACCUGAUAUGGACCGAGUUGACGACGUUUUUGAUAGGCGUCGGGUUGAGAGGAGAGCUCGAGUCGGGACACGACGGAGCCAUCGUGACUGGAUGUGGCUGGACCAGGCUAUGGAGGAGGGUGACGAGGCAAGUAGGGGUGGUGGUCGACGACGAGGGCAUGGAGGCAGGAGGAGAGGGGUUGCUGCAAGGCAGGAUCACGAUGAUCGUGGUGAGGAUGCCGCUGGAGGAGGGGAUCCAGUGGGGGGUGUUAGGCCCGAUCAUGGCGGGCAUGGUGGAGAGUGA
Molecule: messenger RNA, 1575 nt
Organism: Arachis ipaensis
Lineage: Eukaryota; Viridiplantae; Streptophyta; Magnoliopsida; Fabales; Fabaceae
Source: RefSeq, a predicted model, not a curated record